Messenger RNA from Encephalitozoon romaleae SJ-2008, 924 nucleotides. RefSeq names its product purine nucleoside phosphorylase. Gene Ontology annotation, molecular function: purine-nucleoside phosphorylase activity. Bases 1 to 924 code for a protein of 307 amino acids. The record is from RefSeq and is a predicted model, not a curated record. Gene Ontology annotation, biological process: nucleoside metabolic process. Gene Ontology annotation, cellular component: cytoplasm. Lineage: Eukaryota; Fungi; Microsporidia; Unikaryonidae. The transcript has a single exon.
AUGAUUUCAGAAACUAAAAGUAGCAACUGUUUUAGCAAUGAUUCUCAUGAUACUGGCCCAAAGUAUACGUAUGAGUUGGUUAAGGAUAUCUCGGAUUUUGUCAUGAAGAGGAUACAUAUAAAACCAAAAGUAGGUAUUAUUUGUGGAUCUGGAAUGGGAGCAAUACCAGAAGAGUUAACGGAAAAGAUUGAAAUUGAGUACAAAGACAUACCUCAUUUUCCAAUUAGCACUGUUCAAGGCCAUGAUGGUAAGCUUGUUACAGGUAAGAUGGGUAGAGUAGGGGUUAUAUGUAUGCAAGGAAGGUUUCAUUAUUAUGAGGGCUACCCUCUAUCUACAUGCUCCAUGCCUGUCAGAAUGAUGAAGCUGUGUGGAAUAACACACAUUAUAAUCAGCAAUGCGGCUGGAGGGAUCAAUCCUGAGUACAAUAUUGGUGAUAUCAUGAUUAUAAAAGACCACAUUAAUUUUCUUGGAUACGGUGGAGUCAAUCCGCUGGUUGGAGCCCAUGACGAAAGGUGGGGGCCGAGGUUUGUCCCUGUGAACAAAAUAUACUCUGAAGAAGUGCGGGAAAAGGCCAAGAUUGCAGCUCAAAGACUCGGUAUUGAAUCCUUCCUUAGGGAGGGUGUUCUCUCCAUUACUGGAGGGCCAUGCUAUGAAACUGUUGCCGAGUCGCGUAUGCUACACAAGCUCGGUGCUGAUGCUGUUGGAAUGAGUGUGAUAGGAGAAGCCAUUACUGCAUGUCAGGCUGGGCUCACGGUGUUUGGAUUCAGCCUUAUUGCAGGUAAAUGCCCCAUGGAGUAUAGUGUAGAUUCUGAAAUAAGCCAUUCCGAGGUGGUUGAAUGUGCACAAAAGCGUGAAAUAUUGAUUAGGAAAUGGGUAUUGGAACUUGUUGGAAUCCUAAUUCCAAGCCUGCCAUCCGAUAUAUGA